Peronospora farinosa is the source of this 891-nucleotide messenger RNA. NCBI's taxonomy places the organism in Eukaryota, Oomycota, Peronosporomycetes, Peronosporales, Peronosporaceae. The record is from the annotation of a GenBank genome assembly.
AUGCUAAAGGUGAGCUCAUCCGAGAAAAGGUACAUUGUCGAGGGUGUCGCCGCUGAUGUGCGUGCGGACGGACGGGAUCGUCUUUCUUAUCGAAGUUUAACACUAGAAACCUCGUUGCUUGCACAGUCGAAUGGCUCAGCUCGUGCGUCGCUUGAAUCAUCGGGUACCGAUGUUUUAGCUUCUGUCAAAUUGGAAGUAGUUUCUCCUUUGCCUGAAUCCCCGAACGCUGGUAUUGUCCACGUCGCUGUUUCCUGUUGUCCUUCGGUCUCGGCCAAACUCUAUGGACGCGCUGUAGAUGAAUUGAAUGUGGAACUAUCGCAGCUCAUGACACGUCUGUUGUGCUCGUGCUCUAAUACUGAGCUCGAAAAGUACUGUAUUAUUCCAGGAGAGAGUGUAUGGUCCAUUAGUAUUGACGUGAUGGUAUUUGAGUCCAGUGGAAACUUGCCAGACGUCAUUUCCAUGGCCAUUUACACGGCACUUAACGACACGGUCUUUCCGUCCGUGCGUCUUGUGGGCGUGGAAGGUGAGGACAAAACUAUCGAGGUGGACACGGAUCCUGCAGCUGGUAAGCUCAUGACGGCUCAGCAUUGGCCUAUUUGCGUGACACUUAGUAAGAUUGGCGAUUACUUUAUCACGGACCCGCUACAGGAGGAGGAGCUGUGCACGACAGCACAAAUGAGUGUGGCCGUGAAUCCUGAGGGAAGUGUCUGCGGUGUUCAAAAGAGUGGAAUGGGUGCCAUUGAAAUCGAGGAGAUGCAGCAGAUGAUUGAUGAGGCGUGCGCACGAUCGAAAGAGCUAUUUAAGCUGCUGCAGGAAGCUCUGCGCGAGCAGAGAGACAGAGACGUCAAAGCAGGACGCAGAGUAGAGCGCGUUGGCUUCCUGGGACAAUAA